AUGGGUGUUAGUGUGGUGGAUGCUUUGGGAGGUAUUGUAGGAUUAGUGUUUGUUUUGUUGUGUUGCUGGGUGAGGGUUUGGAAGAUGGGGAGUUGGUUUGGAGAUGGAGAUGGAGAUGGAGAUGGAGAUGGAGAUGGAGAUGGAGAUGGAGAUGGAGAUGGAGAUGGAGAGAAGUGGUUUUUGAUGUUGGUUCUUGAGGGAGUUUGGGUGUGUUUGGUAGGGGAUUGA
Messenger RNA from Botrytis byssoidea, 228 nucleotides. RefSeq lists its product as uncharacterized. Lineage: Eukaryota; Fungi; Ascomycota; Leotiomycetes; Helotiales; Sclerotiniaceae. The record is from RefSeq and is a predicted model, not a curated record. The transcript has 2 exons. The coding region runs from base 1 to 228 and encodes 75 amino acids.